This is a messenger RNA of Lasiosphaeria miniovina, 1445 nucleotides long. RefSeq lists its product as uncharacterized. Bases 161 to 1414 code for a protein of 417 amino acids. Lineage: Eukaryota; Fungi; Ascomycota; Sordariomycetes; Sordariales; Lasiosphaeriaceae. The transcript has a single exon. The record is from RefSeq and is a predicted model, not a curated record.
AACAAGAAGGGAUCGAAGUCGGGGAAAAAGGACCACUGUGACCCCUACACCGAGUUCAACGUAUGUCGAGGUUUUCCAUGCCCCCCUCUAAUUACAGCUCACCACCUGCAACACUUGCUCAUUAGGCCGCCAGUGUGGGAAUAACCAGAUUGGAUGUGGCAUGUUCAACUCUGAAAACAUUCGCCAGAAAUGGCCAGACCUGAAAUAUUUGCCUCGCCCGGAACCCGAGGAUGCCAAAUCAAAGGACCACGCGCGGUGGAGUGCAGAGUACCAACACUGGAGAGGCCUGAAAUGUGGCGGGAAAUGGGGCUACUUUUGCAGAAAGCAUGGAGAAUGGGUAUCGUGCAGCGAGGUAGAGCAAAAGUUGGUCUGUGAGCAGAAUCAAGAAUCGGAGAGUUCGUGCCCUGUCAGCCACAGCCAACGGUCUCAGAGCAUUGCGGGCACGAGAGCAACCGGGGGGCAAAGAGCGCAAGCCGACCACAGCAGCAGAACAUUGGAGGACCAGAUGAACUCACUUGACAUUGGCGAUACAGCAGCCGACGACAGACCUGGCCGAGACAGCUACUUGGAGUCGUCCACAUACCCAGGGCAAGAAGUACACGACAGCUACUUCGAGCCGUCCACAUACCCAGGCCAAGCAGUCCACGACAGCUACUUCGAGCCGUCCACAUACCCAGGCCAAGCGGUCCACGACAGCUAUUUCGGGCCGUCCACAUACCCAAGCCAAGCAGUCCACGACAGCUACGUCGAGCCGUCCACAUACCCGGCGCAAACGGUUCAGGACGGCGAGGCCGCCUCGUCAUCCGCAUUCACAGAGACACCGCGCGACAUUGAACCCCCUUCAUCGUCUACCACCUACGCGGCAAGCUCUGCCGAGACGAGCGGGGCCGACAUAUCUACAACACUCGCAGGCCAGCCGGCCAUGUUCAGCCACGAGGACGAGGCCGUUCGCACUGAACACGCCAGCCAGCCUCACGACGCAAUGCACCCGGAAGAUGCCCAGCAGCAGGGCGAGCCCCAUCAACCAGCGAGCCAGUACUACUACGGGAGCCACCCCGGAGCCAGUGAUACGGCCGAUCACAUGUCCAGCCCCCCUCACACGUAUUACGCAUCUCAUUACACGGACUACGGAGACGGCACGCACGCACAGGGACAUGUUUCGGGCCAGGCUCAUCACGGUGGCGGGCCGGAGGACGAGUUCCAGCAGCCGCCCAGCCACUACUAUGGGAGCCACCCGGGAGCCAGCAGUUCCGCCUAUUACCCGGAGUACUACGCGGGUUACAGAGACGGCGGGCACGCGCAGGAGAAUGUCUCGGGCCAGGGCGCCGAGCCAUCGACAUUUGCGUAUUACGGCGGCGGGCCGGACGAGGGCACGUCACAGAAAAGCACAAAAAAGCAGCGACGUCGGCGUUGAGGAUCGAGGAUUGUGCAGCACGGGCGGGCAU